This is a messenger RNA of Lepus europaeus (European hare), 8852 nucleotides long. It is a transcript of the gene NOTCH1, whose product is annotated as notch receptor 1. Gene Ontology annotation, molecular function: Notch binding; signaling receptor activity; calcium ion binding. The record is from RefSeq and is a predicted model, not a curated record. Lineage: Eukaryota; Metazoa; Chordata; Mammalia; Lagomorpha; Leporidae. Gene Ontology annotation, cellular component: membrane. Gene Ontology annotation, biological process: cell differentiation; regulation of developmental process; multicellular organism development.
AUGCGGCCGCUGCCGGCGCCCCUGCUCUGCCUGGCGCUGCUGCCCGCGCUGGCCGCGAGAGGCCCGAGAUGCUCCCAGCCCGGGGAGAGCUGCAUGAAUGGUGGCAGGUGUGAAGUGGCCAACGGCACGGAGGCCUGUGUCUGCAGCGGGGCCUUCGUGGGCCCGCGGUGCCAGGACCCCAGCCCGUGCCUCAGCAGCCCCUGCCGGAACACGGGGACGUGCCACGUGGUGGACCGCGGCGGCACCGUGGACUACGCCUGCAGCUGCCCCCUGGGCUUCUCCGGACCCCUGUGCCUGACGCCCCUUGACCAUGCCUGUGUCACCAACCCCUGCCGCAACGGGGGCACCUGCGACCUGGUCACGCUGUCCGAGUUCAAGUGCCGCUGCCCGCCGGGCUGGUCAGGGAAGUCGUGCCAGCAGGCAGACCCGUGUGCCUCCAACCCCUGUGCCAAUGGCGGCCAGUGCCUGCCCUUCGAGUCCUCGUACAUCUGCGGCUGCCUGCCCGGCUUCCACGGCCCCACCUGUAGGCAGGACGUGAACGAGUGCGCCAGCAACCCCGGGCUGUGCCGCCACGGGGGCACGUGCCACAACGAGGUGGGCUCCUACCGCUGCGCCUGCCGCGCCACCCACACCGGCCCCCACUGCGAGCUGCCCUUCGUGCCCUGCAGCCCCUCGCCCUGCCAGAACGGGGGCACCUGCCGCCCCACGGGGGACACCACGCAUGAGUGCGCCUGCCUGCCAGGCUUCACCGGGCAGAACUGCGAGGAGAACGUCGACGACUGCCCCGCCAACAACUGCAAGAACGGGGGCGCCUGCGUGGACGGCGUGAACACCUACAACUGCCGCUGCCCGCCGGAGUGGACAGGCCAGUACUGCACGGAGGACGUGGACGAGUGCCAGCUCAUGCCCAACGCCUGCCAGAACGGCGGCACCUGCCACAACAGCCACGGCGGCUACAGCUGCGUGUGCGUCAACGGCUGGACCGGCGAGGACUGCAGCGAGAACAUCGACGACUGCGCCAGCGCCGCUUGCUUCCACGGCGCCACGUGCCACGACCGCGUGGCUUCCUUCUACUGCGAGUGUCCGCACGGCCGCACGGGCCUGCUGUGCCACCUCAAUGACGCGUGUAUCAGCAACCCCUGCAACGAGGGCUCCAACUGCGACACGAACCCCGUGAACGGCAAGGCCAUCUGCACCUGCCCCUCGGGCUACACGGGGCCGGCCUGCAGCCAGGACGUGGACGAGUGCGCCCUGGGUGCCAACCCCUGCGAGCACGCGGGCAAGUGCCUGAACACCCUGGGGUCCUUCGAGUGCCAGUGCCUGCAGGGCUACACGGGCCCGCGCUGCGAGAUGGACGUGAACGAGUGCGUCUCCAGCCCCUGCCAGAACGACGCCACCUGCCUGGACCAGAUCGGGGAGUUCCAGUGCAUCUGCAUGCCGGGCUAUGAGGGCGUGCACUGCGAGGUGAACACGGACGAGUGUGCCAGCAGCCCCUGCCUGCACAACGGCCGCUGUCUGGACAAGACCAACGACUUCCUGUGCGAGUGUCCCACCGGCUUCAGCGGGCACCUGUGCCAGUACGACGUGGACGAGUGCGCUAGCACGCCCUGCGAGAACGGCGCCAAGUGCCUGGACGGGCCCAACACCUACACCUGCGUGUGCGCCGAAGGCUACACGGGGACGCACUGCGAGGUGGACAUUGACGAGUGCGUCCCUGACCCCUGUCACUACGGCUCCUGCAAGGACGGCGUCGCCACCUUCACCUGCGUCUGCCGGCCCGGCUACACCGGCCACCACUGUGAGACCAACAUCAACGAGUGCUACAGCCAGCCCUGCCGCCACGGGGCCACCUGCCAGGACCGUGACAACGCCUACCUCUGCCUCUGCCUCAAGGGGACCACAGGCCCCAACUGCGAGAUCAACCUGGACGACUGUGCCAGCAACCCCUGCGACUCCGGCACCUGUCUGGACAAGAUUGACGGCUACGAGUGUGCGUGCGAGCCGGGCUAUACAGGCAGCCUGUGCAACGUGGACAUUGACGAGUGUGCCGGCGGCCCGUGCCACAACGGGGGCACCUGUGAGGACGGCGUCAACAGCUUCAGCUGCCGCUGCCCCGAGGGCUACCACGGGCCCACGUGCCUGUCCGAGGUCAACGAGUGCAGCAGUGACCCCUGCGUCCACGGGGUCUGCAGGGACGGCCUCAACGGGUACACGUGCGACUGUGCCCCCGGCUGGGGUGGCACGAACUGCGACGCCAACAACAACGAGUGCGAGUCCAACCCCUGUGUCAACGGUGGCAGCUGCCGCGACAUGACGGGCGGCUACGUGUGCACCUGCCGCGAAGGCUUCAGCGGCUCCAACUGCCAGACCAACAUCAACGAGUGUGCGUCCAACCCUUGUCUGAACCAGGGCACCUGCAUGGACGACGUGGCCGGGUACAAGUGCAACUGCCUGCUGCCCUACACAGGAGCCACGUGCGAGGCGAUCCUGGCCCCCUGUGCCCCCGGCCCCUGUAGAAAUGGCGGCGAGUGCCAGGAAUCCGAGGACUACGAGAGCUUUUCCUGCGUCUGCCCCCCGGGCUGGCAGGGGCAGACCUGCGAGAUCGACAUCAACGAGUGUGUCAAGAGCCCGUGCCGCCACGGCGCCUCCUGCCAGAACACCCACGGCGGCUACCACUGCCUGUGCCGGCCUGGCUACACAGGGCGCAGCUGCGAGACCGACAUCGACGACUGCUGGCCGAACCCGUGUCACAAUGGCGGCUCCUGCACGGACGGCGUGAACGCCGCCUUCUGCGACUGCCUGCCCGGCUUCCAGGGCGCCUUCUGCGAGGAGGACGUGAACGAGUGCGCCAGCAACCCCUGCCGCCACGGCGCCAACUGCACCGACUGCGUGAGCGGCUACACCUGCACCUGCCCGCCCGGCUUCAACGGGAUCCACUGCGAGAUCAACAUCCCGGACUGCACGGAGAGCUCCUGUUUCAACGGCGGCACCUGCGUGGACGGCAUUGACUCCUUCACCUGCCUGUGCCCGGCCGGCUUCACCGGCAGCUACUGCCAGCAUGACGUCAACGAGUGCGACUCGCGGCCCUGCCUGCACGGUGGCACCUGCCAGGACGGCUACGGCACCUACAAGUGCACCUGCCCCCAGGGCUACACCGGCCUCAACUGCCAGAGCCUCGUGCGCUGGUGCGAGUCCUCGCCCUGCAGGAACGGCGGCAGGUGCUGGCAGACCAGCACACGCUACCACUGCGAGUGCCACAGCGGCUGGACCGGCCUGCACUGCGACGUGCCCAGCGUGUCCUGCGAGGUGGCCGCGCACAAGCGAGGCAUCGACGUGGCCCAGCUGUGCCAGCACGGGGGCCUCUGCGUGGACGCGGGCGACACGCACCGCUGCCGCUGCCAGGCCGGCUACACGGGCAGCUACUGCGAGGACGAGGUGGACGAAUGCUCGCCCAACCCCUGCCAGAACGGCGCCACCUGCGUCGACUACCUGGGCGGUUACUCCUGCAAGUGCGCAGCUGGUUACCAUGGCACCAACUGCUCCCUGGAGGUCAACGAGUGUCUGUCCCAGCCCUGCCAGCACGGGGGCACCUGCAUCGACCUCACCAACACCUACAAGUGCUCCUGCCCCCGGGGCACCCAGGGCCUGCACUGCGAGAUCAACGUGGACGACUGCAGCCCCGCCCUGGACCCCACCACGCGGAGCCCCCGCUGCUUCAACAACGGCAGCUGCGUGGACCAGGUGGGCGGCUACAGCUGCCGCUGCCCGCCCGGCUUCGUGGGCGAGCGCUGCGAGGGCGACGUCAACGAGUGCCUGUCCGACCCCUGCGACGCCCGCGGCACCCAGAACUGCGUGCAGCGCGUCAACGGGUUCCACUGCGAGUGCCGCGCUGGCCACACCGGGCGCCGCUGCGAGUCCGUUAUCAACGGCUGCAAGAGCAGGCCCUGCAGGAACGGAGGCACCUGCGCCGUGGCCGCCAACACCGCCCGCGGCUUCAUCUGCAAGUGCCCGGCGGGUUUCGAGGGCGCCACGUGUGAGAACGACGCCCGCACCUGCGGCAGCCUGCACUGCCACAACGGCGGCACCUGCGUGUCGGGCCCGCGCGGGCCCACCUGCCUGUGCCUGAGCCCCUUCACCGGCCCCGAGUGCCAGUUCCCGGCCAGCAGCCCCUGCCUGGCCGGCAACCCUUGCUACAACCAGGGCAGCUGCGAGCCGGCCGAGAGCCCCUUCUACCGCUGCCUGUGCCCGGCCAAGUUCAACGGGCUCCGGUGCCACAUCCUGGACUACAGCUUCGGGGGCGGCGCGGGGCGCGACAUCCCCCCGCCGCAGGUCGAGGAGGCCUGCGAGCUGCCCGAGUGCCGCGAGGACGGCAACAAGGUGUGCAGCCUGGCGUGCAACAGCCACGCGUGCGGCUGGGACGGCGGCGACUGCUCGCUCAACUUCGACGACCCCUGGAAGAACUGCUCGCAGGCCCUGCAGUGCUGGAAGUACUUCAGCGACGGCCGCUGCGACAGCCAGUGCAGCUCCGCCGGCUGCCUCUUCGACGGCUUCGACUGCCAGCGCGCCGAGGGCCACUGCAACCCCCUGUACGAGCAGUACUGCCAGGACCACUUCAGCGACGGGCACUGCGACCAGGGCUGCAACAGCGCCGAGUGCGAGUGGGACGGGCUGGACUGCGCCGAACACGUGCCCGAGCGCCUGGCGGCCGGCACGCUGGUGGUCGUGGUGCUCCUGCCGCCCGAGCGCCUGCGCAACAGCUCCUUCCACUUCCUGCGGGAGCUCAGCCGCGUGCUGCACACCAACGUGGUCUUCAAGCGGGACGCCCAGGGCCGGCACAUGAUCUUCCCCUACUACGGCCGCGAGGAGGAGCUGCGCAAGCACCCGGUCAAGCGCGCCGCCGACGCCGACGGCUGGGCCGCGCCCGGCAGCCUGCUCGGACGCGUGCGGGCCUCGCUGCUGCCCGGCGCCGGGGGCGGGCGCCGCCGCAGGGAGCUGGACCCCAUGGACGUCCGCGGGUCCAUCGUCUACCUGGAGAUCGACAACCGGCAGUGCGUGCAGUCCUCCCUGCAGUGCUUCCAGAGCACCACGGACGUGGCCGCCUUCCUGGGCGCGCUGGCCUCGCUGGGCAGCCUCAGCAUCCCCUACAAGAUCGAGGCCGUGCAGAGUGAGACCGUGGAGCCGCCGCCGCCCUCGCAGCUGCACCUCAUGUACGUGGCCGCGGCCGGCUUCGUCUUGCUCUUCUUCCUCGGCUGCGGCGUGCUGCUCUCCCGAAAGCGGCGGCGGCAGCAUGGCCAGCUCUGGUUCCCCGAGGGCUUCAAGGUGUCGGAGGCCAGCAAGAAGAAGCGGCGCGAGCCACUCGGCGAGGACUCCGUGGGCCUCAAGCCGCUGAAGAACGCGUCGGACGGGGCCCUCAUGGACGACAGCCAGAACGAGUGGGGGGACGAGGACCUGGAGACCAAGAAGUUCCGGUUCGAGGAGCCGGUAGUGCUGCCCGACCCGGAUGACCAGACCGACCACCGGCAGUGGACCCAGCAGCACCUGGACGCCGCCGACCUGCGCAUGUCCGCCAUGGCCCCGACGCCGCCCCAGGGCGAGGUGGACGCCGACAGCAUGGACGUCAACGUGCGUGGCCCGGAUGGCUUCACGCCCCUCAUGAUCGCCUCCUGCAGUGGGGGGGGCCUGGAGACGGGGAAUAGCGAGGAGGAAGAGGACGCGCCGGCCGUGAUCUCUGACUUCAUCUACCAGGGCGCCAGCCUGCACAACCAGACGGACCGCACCGGGGAGACCGCCCUGCACCUGGCCGCCCGCUACUCCCGCUCUGACGCCGCCAAGCGCCUGCUGGAGGCCAGCGCCGACGCCAACAUCCAGGACAACAUGGGACGCACCCCGCUGCACGCGGCCGUGUCUGCCGACGCCCAGGGCGUCUUCCAGAUCCUGAUCCGGAACCGAGCCACAGACCUGGACGCCCGCAUGCAUGACGGCACCACGCCGCUGAUCCUGGCCGCCCGGCUGGCCGUGGAGGGCAUGCUGGAGGACCUCAUCAACUCCCACGCCGACGUCAACGCCGUGGACGACCUGGGCAAGUCGGCGCUGCACUGGGCGGCCGCCGUGAACAACGUGGAUGCCGCGGUGGUGCUAUUGAAGAACGGGGCCAACAAGGACAUGCAGAACCACAAGGAGGAGACGCCGCUGUUCCUGGCUGCCCGGGAAGGCAGCUACGAGACGGCCAAGGUGCUGCUCGACCACUUCGCCAACCGGGACAUCACUGACCACAUGGACCGGCUGCCGCGGGACAUCGCGCAGGAGCGCAUGCAUCAUGACAUCGUGCGGCUGCUGGACGAGUACAACCUGGUGCGCAGCCCCCCGCUGCACGGCCCCGCCCUGUCACCCACGCUCUGCUCGCCCGGCGGCUACCUGGGCAACCUCAAGCCCGCCGUGCCGGGCAAGAAGGCUCGCAAGCCCAGCACCAAAGGCUUGGCCUGCGGCGCCAAGGACGCCAAGGACCUCAAGGCGCGCAGGAAGAAGUCCCAGGACAGCAAGGGCUGCCUGCUGGACACCUCGAGCAUGCUGUCGCCCGUGGACUCCCUGGAGUCGCCCCACGGCUACCUGUCGGACGUGGCCUCGCCACCUCUGCUGCCUUCACCGUUCCAGCAGUCUCCGUCCGUGCCCCUCAACCACCUGCCGGGGAUGCCCGACGCCCACCUGGGCCUCGGCCACCUCAACGUGGCCGCCAAGCCCGAGAUGGCUGCGCUGGGGGCGGGCGGCCGGCUGGCCUUCGAGCCGGGGCCCCCGCGCCUGUCCCACCUGCCCGUGGCCGCCCCAGGCGCCGGUGGCAUCGGCGGGGCUGUGAAUUUCACGGUGGGCGGGGCGGCCGGCGUGAACGGCCAGUGCGAGUGGCUGUCCCGGCUGCAGAACGGCAUGGCACCGAACCAGUACAACCCGCUGCGAGGGGGCGUGGCCCCCGGCGGCCUGAGCACGCAGGCCCCCGCGCUGCAGCACGUCGGCAUCUCCGCCAACACCCUGUCCCAGAUGGUGGGCUACCAGGGCCUGCCCGGCACGCGGCUGGCCGCCCCGCCGCCCCUGGUGCAGACGCAGCCGCUGCAGCCGCAGAGCCUGCCGCCGGCACCGCAGGCGCACCUCGGCGGCGUGGGGUCGGCCGCCUCCGGCCACCUGGGCCGGGGUUUCCUGGGCGGGGAGCCGAGCCAGGCCGACGUGCAGCCGCUGGGCCCCAGCAGCCUGCCGGUGCACACCAUCCUGCCGCAGGAGGGCCAGGCCCUGCCCACCUCGCUGGCCCCGCCCAUGACGGCCGCGCAGUUUCUGACGCCGCCCUCCCAGCACAGCUACUCCUCCUCGCCCGUGGACAACACCCCCAGCCACCAGCUGCAGGUGCCCGAGCACCCCUUCCUCACGCCCUCGCCCGAGUCCCCCGACCAGUGGUCCAGCUCGUCCCCGCACUCCAACAUCUCGGACUGGUCCGACCGUGUGUCCAGCCCGCCCGGCGGCCUGCAGCCCGCGCUCGCCCACGUCCCCGAGGGCUUCAAGUAGCCGGCGGGACCGCAGCUUCCACGCCACAGCCCCGCCGGGCGCCGCCUGGGCCGACCAAAGGAGCCUUUUAACAAAGCGUUUUUAUACAAAACGAGAGGACAAAGAUUUUAAUUUCUUUUUCUAGUAUUUAUUUAUGGACUUUAUUUUACACGGAAACACUGCCUUUUUAUUUAUGUGUCCUGUCUUUGUGGCCCCAGGUAAACUCUGUCCCAAGGAGAGCGCGUCCUGAGGCGCGGGCCUCGCCUGUUAUGAACUACAAGGACUCGUGAUUUAUAAAUCCGUUUAUUUAUUGAGCUCUGUCUGUCUAGGAGACGGUGUUGGGGGAAGGGGGCUGGGCGUGCACGGCCCCCGCCCCGCCCCCGUGCCACCUGCCACGCACCAGCAGGUGUGUCUGCGGGUGACCCCGAGGAGGCACCGCCCCGCCUGUGGCGCGUGGAUUCAUUCACACCGGAGGAGGAGAACCGGUCAGAACGGGCGCCUGGUGCACGGUGGUGGCUUUUGGAAAGCGUGUUCUUGGGGCACAGAGCCCGCUCCCCGACGGCGCGGCUAUCUCCGGCUCUGCUGUGCCGGCAAGCUCUGGCUCCCCGGUCCGCCCCACCCCCUUCCUGACAGCUUGGCAUCGCGGCCCGGGAGACGCCGGACGUGUGGGACCCCGGUGCCCGCCUUGGGCACCCCCUGGGAGAAUCGUGCCCUUUGCUGGGGAAAGACAGUGCCUGGCCCUCCCCGUCGGAGGGCCCAGUGCUUCACCCUGGGCGGCAGAAGGUGGACAGACUGGUGGCGCAGCCCUGCGCGCGGGCACGGCCGCUGGGGGGAGGCUGGCCGGCACAGCCUACACCAGGUCCCUCCUGGCAGCCUGGUGCCCAGCCUCGGGCAUACUGGAGGGUCACUCGGAGCCUGCCCUGGCCUGGGGUGGGGGUGGGGGGCAGCGGACUCUUGUAACGUCGUGCGUGGGCCUGUGGCGCAGUAAAUGUUUGUAAAUACGUUGUUAAAGGUGGACUUUGUUUAAAAAUCUGAGUGAGCUGGUGCGCCCUGUGGUCCGGAUGUGGCUCCUGCUGUGCGGCCAGGGUGGCCCUGCGGCUGCCCAUCUGCUGGGGGGCACAGCGUGGGGGGCCGGGGAGGGGCGCCCACACUGUGCCGGCCUUCGGGGGCGUGGCCUGAGGUGUUGAUUCUUACUGUUUUAUAAAAUAGAGUGUAGUUUACAGAGAAACUUUUUUUAAAAAAGUUGUCUACGUGCAAAACUGUAGAUGAUGAUGUAUUUUUUUCAUCUUUUUUUGUUUAACUGAUUUGCAAUAAAACGAUGCUGACGA